Molecule: messenger RNA, 1248 nt
Organism: Ruditapes philippinarum (Manila clam)
Lineage: Eukaryota; Metazoa; Mollusca; Bivalvia; Venerida; Veneridae
Exons: 6
Coding region: 99-941 (280 amino acids)
Source: RefSeq, a predicted model, not a curated record
GUGUAAUAAACAUAUCAAGUUAAACUAUCGGCUGAUCUUAUCUCCUACAUUUUAUAUACUGGUUAUCUGCUAAUCUGAAUGUUAGAAAGUGGACAAAAAUGAAUCGUUCUAUAAUUUUGAAGCAGUUCUGCUUUGUUUUACUUAUAAUUGAAGGUACUUGCCAAACCUGCCCAAAACCCAAGGGAAACAACUGUCUCCCGAACAGGAGUCCACCUACAUCCUGUAUUACACAAGUUGAGGAUGGUACGAGAUUAACGUGGUUCGACAUGCAGGAAAAUUGUGGUAAAGACGAAGGGAGACUGGUAUGGCUUAGAGAUGAUUUCACUGCUAGUAGUUUAGCAGCCACUGAAUCAUCGCUGACCGGCGCAAGCUUUACGACCACAGAUUUUCUUGUGAUUGGCCUUCUACACUCAAUGAAAAGAGAUCAUUUGAAUUUCUGGAGGAACCCUUAUAGUAAUGAUACACUGUCUUGUGGAACAGACGACACGGGUUUAUGUUUGCAAUCACCUGCAACAGAGAAACAGUGUAACAUGAUAGGAUGUUGUUGGCUACACGGGAAAUGUCAAUAUCCAGAGCGUCAAUGGCUGCUUGAGAAAACCGGAAGUGACGUCAUAGAUACAACAGCAAUCCCUGGGGGUUCAGACAGAAGUUGCGUUGGACUACAAAGAAGUGACAAGGCUUGGUCAUUCAAAGCAUUUAGCUGUUCUUCACCGCCGGCUUCAAAUACAGGAUAUGUCUGUGAAUACAAGUGUCAGUCAGCCUGGCCGAUAAGUCCGUUAAAGAACGUGUCGUGGCCUAGGAGCGGCUCGGCCGGGGUAAGUUCAACACCUGGCACAGUGACGACAACAGUCGGAAGAAACGGGGCUGGAGAGAAUUUCAACAAUCGAGAGAUGAUCGCGAUUUCCUACGUCACUGUGUGUCUUAUGCUACUGUUUAAGUAAUGUGAUAUGGACUGACCGGACUACUUUAUUUCGCUUUUUAUUAGUUACACAAACUCUCCAAAACGCUUGUAAAAUAAGACUUUAGUUUUCUAUGUUAAAUGGACUAUCGUUAUUUAUAAAACAAACUUCAAACAACUCAUAGCAAUUUAUCUUAAAGAUAAAACAUCAAGUAUCAAUACUUAAAAGUAUUUGAUAUUUAGGUAUUUCAAAGCGUUAAUAUGUCUCCUUAAAGAUAAACAGUCAAGUAGACGUGAUUAUAUUUGAAUUAAACGAAAUUGAAACAAAAAAUAAAUUGAUCCCUGGUGAA